Polypterus senegalus (gray bichir) is the source of this 598-nucleotide messenger RNA. RefSeq names its product immortalization up-regulated protein-like. The transcript is spliced from 4 exons. Gene Ontology annotation, cellular component: nucleus. The record is from RefSeq and is a predicted model, not a curated record. NCBI's taxonomy places the organism in Eukaryota, Metazoa, Chordata, Cladistia, Polypteriformes, Polypteridae. Bases 265 to 537 code for a protein of 90 amino acids.
UCUUCUUCAUUUCAUGGAUCUUCAUGACAUUUGAAGCUCUUUAUGUGUAACUGCAUCCGACUCAAGAAAAAUCUGCAAACAGCUGUGACUCAGCAGAAAGAACAGCGAGCGCACACACGUACACACACACACACACACACACACACGUACACACACCUGAUGUCAGGUGUUUAUUCCACCUGUUCCUAACAGACCACGCCCCCCAGCUCGACAUCUGUAGGUAAAAGCAGCGCCCGGCACAGCAGCGGAGGACACGACGCCAGGAUGGAUCUGUCAGCAGCCUUGGGUGACGAGCACAAGAAGACCGCGUGCAGCGACUCCAGUGCCCCGGAAAAAGCCUGCCACCAUCAGCACAAGAAGCACGGUAAAGGCCAUUCGAGCAGCACGGAUUCGAGUUCCAGCUCAUCGGAAAGUGACGGAGAAGGUAAAAAGCACAAAGGAUGCCACAAGGAGAAGGACAAAACACACAAAGUGAAGAAAGAAAAGAAAAAGAAGGAGAAGAAAGAGAAAAAAGAGAAGAAGGCUGAAAAGCACUAACAUGGCUUACCAUGGAUUUACAUAAAUAAAUAAAUAAACAAGAAUCAACUGAACAAACAAA